AAACCUGACAUAUGCUGAUUAGAUUUACACCCCAAGAGGGAAAAAAAUACAUCACAGUUCAUAAGUAGCUUUCAGGCUCUCUCCUAUUUUUCCCUUUUCGUGCGCCAACUGUUUCUCUCUCUCUCUCUCUCUCUCUCUCUCUCUCUGAAGUCCGGUGGUGAAGAUACUGUACCAUCUCAUCGUAGCCAAUCUGUGUCCAUUGCAACAAAGCUAAGCAUUUCCACAAAGAGAUGGCCUUGCAAACUGCAAAUCCUCCUACUACCCCCAGUGCCCAAGUGGUUGGAAAUGCUUUUGUUGAGCAGUACUACCAUAUUCUUCACCACUCACCAGAAUUGGUCUAUAGAUUCUAUCAAGAUUCAAGUGUGCUAAGCCGGCCUGAUUCUAAUGGUGUGAUGAACUCAGUGACAACCAUGCAAGGUAUCAAUGAGAAGAUUCUAUCCUUGGAGUACAAAGACUUUAAGGCUGAGAUAAAGACUGCAGAUGCUCAGAAAUCUUAUAAGGAUGGAGUAACUGUGUUAGUAACUGGAUGUCUAACGGGCAAGGAUAACUUGAGAAGGAAAUUUGCGCAAUCGUUUUUUCUUGCUCCACAAGACAAUGGAUACUUUGUCCUUAAUGAUGUUUUUAGGUAUGUAGAAGAUGGUGAGCCAUUGGACAACCAUGCAGUUAAUGGAGUUAAUGAUGUGACAACAGUCCCCAAAAUUUCUGAACGAGAGCCCACUCAUGUUUCUGAUCCUCCAGCAACAGAUCCUGAAACUUCUCCUGUGGAAGAGGAUGGAAAUGUUGUUGAGAAAUCUUAUGACCCAUCCGAGCAUGAGAUACAAUUGGCUAUUGAAAAGGAGGCUGUGCAGCCUCCAUCUCAUUCAAAUGGUGAUGAUGUUUCCAUAGCUGUAGAAUCGUCUUCUUCAGUGCAGGAUGAUACUCCAAAGCAGUCUUAUGCAUCAAUUGUCAGAGUAAUAAAAGGGAGUCCAGGGCCAACUAAUACUAAUACAAUGAAGGUGGUUCCUAAGAAAAGUGAGAAUCAGUCACUUGGAUCUGUGCCACCUACUUCUAUUCCAGAAGCAUCAGCCCCAAGUAGUGUUGGUACUCCCGAAAGUAGCAAUACUCAAGAGGAUGUUGAGGGCCACUCUAUCUACAUUCGUAAUCUGCCCUUCAGCAUGACAGCUGAGCAGCUUGAGGUGGAAUUCAAGAAAUUUGGGCCAAUCAAGCCAGGAGGCAUCCAAGUCAGAAAUAAUAAGCAGGGAUACUGUUUUGGCUUUGUUGAAUUUCAGUCAUUUAGCUCCAUGAAUAGAGCAAUUGAGGAUUCACCUAUCAUUAUUGGCGGGCGUAAGGCUGUUGUUGAAAUAAAGAGAACUACUACACGAGUUGGUAGUAGUGGAAGAGGUAGGUUCUCUUCUGGAAGGGUAUUGUAUCGUAAUGAGAGCUUCAAGAGCCGUGGAAGUUAUGGUGGUGGCCGGGGAUAUGGUAGAAGUGAUUAUGGAAACAGGGGUGACUUCUCUGGUCGAGGUAGUGACUUCCCUGGUCGAGGUAGGGGUCCUGCUGGGCGUGGCGAAGGUUAUCAGCAAGGCAGAGGGAGAGGAGGCCGUUCCAGUGGACCAAAGCAAAAUGUUUCCUCAUGAAACUCUAGUGGUGAAUUUUGGAAGCCAGUUUUGACAAAAUUGUUUCUAUGGUCAGUGCUAGCAUCAAAGAACUGAAAGUGAUUUAAUCAGAUAGUUUAACCUUUGGACUCUGAAGUUGGAGUGACAUUGAGAUGGAAAGGCAUUUUCAGUAGUGUUGGUUUUUUUUUUUUUUUUUUUUUUUUUUGGCCCUAGGUAAAAAUGUUUAGAGCUCUUUUUCCCUGUUGGGUUCAAAGGUAGCUUUGCUGCAUCUUCUGGUCAUCCUCCAGCUCCACCAAGAAACUUUUGAUGAUAACUCUCAAUGGAAGUUGCAUAGUUGUAGUUUUUCUAAUGGGAUGAUCUUAACCAUUGAGUAGAUGUGAUGUUUUUCUGA
Messenger RNA from Quercus robur (English oak), 1986 nucleotides. Its product is annotated as nuclear transport factor 2-like. NCBI's taxonomy places the organism in Eukaryota, Viridiplantae, Streptophyta, Magnoliopsida, Fagales, Fagaceae. The transcript is spliced from 9 exons. Gene Ontology annotation, molecular function: mRNA binding. The coding region runs from base 231 to 1616 and encodes 461 amino acids. Gene Ontology annotation, cellular component: cytosol; ribonucleoprotein complex. The record is from RefSeq and is a predicted model, not a curated record.